CUCCAGGCCACAUAGUCCCCGCUCGUACUGGUCGCAGCCACCAGUAGAGUCUCAUACUGGAACCGUACGACUGGCUGCUCCUCAUAGGUGCUCCUUUUAAUCCAGAAACCUGUAGUACAAUUGAGACCGCACGUUAAACUGCGUAAAUGUCACGUAGGAGGUUGUUUUGUUGUUUUAACAGCCGCGUGUGUACCUUGGCUCCGGUAAGCCACCAGCAACGGCGGGACGUAAGUGAGACACAGGACCGCGACUAGGAACACAGUGGCGCUGGUGCAAAUACUUGUUUUGUACCGAAUUAAGACAGGAUGGAGAUACCAAGUUAUUUUUUGUCCGACAGUGCUUGAAGGCAGCGCCAUCCUCCACCAGACAGUGACGUCACCUCAAAAAGACGAGCCUCGGGUAUAAGGCUGGAUUUUUUGUUGUUGUUGACGUUUCGUUUUCAAUGUUUGAACUUAAGGACGGCAUUUCCUGCUGAUUCAUAACAUUUCAACGUUGCCGUCACGCCUCAGCGCGGGAUCCAGCAAAGAUGAAAUGGAUGUUUAAAGAGGACCAUUCCCUCGAGCACCGAUGUGUGGAGGCCGCUAAAAUCCGCAACAAAUAUCCAGACAGAGUACCGGCACAUUCGUUUGGUGACCGUAUGGUCACGGCAACGACGGCCGGGAUUAGCACCACACUUGCACCCUUUUGGGACAACACUCAUUUACUGAUACAUUCCUUGGUUAAUUCACAUUACUGAUCACUGAUACAUGUUGUAAAUAAAAGAUCUGUUGGCUAAAAUGUACAAAUCGGUGUGGUCUCCCUUAAUGUUACAGCCACUAACAAGCCAGUGGUUGUGACAUAUGGGGGCUCGUCCGAUCUUUGGUAGUAACUUUAGGCUAUGGUAAUUCCUUCUACUGGCUAUGGCAGCGUAGGAAGGUGCGUAGAGCUCUUUGUAUUGAGUAUUCCUUCUACUGGCUUUUGGAGCGUAGGAAGGUGAGUAGAGCUGAGUUACUAAUUGUGUACUGCUGAUAGUCAGUUGGGGCCUGUUAUCAGUUAGUUAAUUGGGGGAUCUACUGAUUUGUACUUUUGAGGCUUUGUUUGACCGUGCAAGUGUAGGUAGACACUGAAUUGUUUGUUCCAGCCAUCUUGGUUUAGUUUCAUUGCAGUUUGUAGCAUUGCAUUCAGCCUCCUAGGAGCUGUCGCCUUUAUCCCCAUCUAGUACGUGUUCUAGGUUCCUGCUGUCACAGAGCCUGGGCGAGGGCACCGCCUUGGAGAAACGGCUGAAUCGGCUUUGUCGGGAUGGUACGUCUCCACAGGUAUUGGUGAGUAAAUGAUCCUCGUCCUCGGGCUCUGUGUGAAAAUAGAUUAGUCUAGUGGGGGGGAAAUGUUUAGGGGGAUGCUCCGAGGUUAGUUUGCUGUGUUAACAUAACUGUAAUGUUUUAGAGACCUGGUUGGAUUGGUUGGAGAGAGAGAGCCUAGCGUAAUUAGAGCUAGUUUUUGGUUGGGUUGUUUUUUCAGUAGUUUCAUUGUUGGUUUGGUACAGUAGCCAGAUUGGUACUGACGGCCUGGGUUGAGCAGGAUGGAGGCUUUUGUGGAAGCACCAUCUGAGAAAUUGUUGUUUGCCCUUAAUAAGGAACAGUUGUUGCAAUUGGCAGAAAAGUAUGGCAUGGAAUUGUCAUCAGCCAUUAGAGCUGGUAAGAAGAGACCCUUGCGUGAGUCCAUUCACGAGUUUUUGUGUGAGCAGAGCAUUUUGCCUUCAGGAAAAGGUGGUGACGCUCAUGUGAAGGGUAUGUCAGAGCCUAUGCAGUCAGAGAGGGUAGGCAUACUGACUUUUGAGCAACAAAGAGAGAUGAAGGCACUUGAAUUUGAGUGGGCGCAACAGGCUAAGGAGAAAGAACGUCUUUUUGAACUGGAAAAAAUCAAAUUAGAACGAGAAUUGCAACAGCAAGCAGAUAUGGAGAGACUCAAAUUUGAAAAAGAAAUGGAUUUGAAAAAAGGUGAAAUGGACCUUACAGUACAGCUUGAGAAAAUUAAAAUUGAACAGGAUCGUUUGAAACUAAUGUCAGAAGGUAAGAUUAGUGGAAAUCUGUCCGGGUCAAGUAUGGAUAGCAUGGUAAAGUAUGUUCCAAAGUUUGACGAACGUGACCCAGACGUGUUUUUCUCACUGUUUGAACAGAUGGCCUCUGACAAAAAGUGGAGUGAAGAGGAUAGAACGGUGCUUUUGCAAACUGUACUAGUAGGACGCGCACGGGAGGCAUACUUGGCAUUAACACCUGUUGAUAGGCACAAGUAUGCUGAGGUGAAAAAAGCGGUCUUGAAAUGUUAUGAACUGAAUCCAGAAGCUUACAGACAACGUUUCAGAAACUGGCGUAAACGUGAUAAUCAGACCCAUGCUGAAGUGGCAAGAGAGUUGAGUACUUAUUUUAACCGGUGGCUCACUUCAGAGUCUGUCUCAACUUACGAAAAUUUGCGUGAUUUGUUGAUUUUGGAGCAGUUUAAGAACAUUGUACCAGAUCGAAUUGCAACCUACAUUAAUGAGCAAAAGGCAAAGUCAGUGGAGGAGGCAGCCUCGCUUGCUGAUACCUUUGUGUUGACUCAUAAACGUAAGCCUUACAGCAGUCCUCCACGGUAUAAUAGCCACCAACGUUAUGAUCCUGCUCGUUCUCCUCCACAACGUUCUCCUCCUCGUUAUGGUCGUAGUUCAAAUCGAUCCAAUUAUGGCAAUUCCAGUAAUGUUCCUAAAUUUGAUAAUGGAAGUAGCAAAUCUCGCCCAAGCCCGACGGAUAAAUGUCAUUACUGUUUGCAGGAGGGACAUUGGAAAAAGGACUGCCCGCUGUUGAAAGGCCGUAAAUCUAAUGCCAAGGUAGCUGGGUGUGUUUCUGUUGUGCAUCCAGUUGAUUUUGGCGUCUCUGAUCUAACACCGUUACCUCGUUUGGACGUUCAUUGUGAGCAAGUGAUUGAAGAUGGUGCAUCUGUGUCAGACGAGCAGACGAAAUCAGUAGAGUCAGCUGCGUCUGAUUUCGCUCCAUUCAUUAGUGAUGGCUGGGUGUCAUUGGUUGGAGAGACACAAAAAGUUCCAGUUAAAAUCUUAAGAGACACUGGGGCAUCUGAGAGUUUCAUUUCUGGAGCAGUUUUGCCAUUUUCCACAGCAUCUGACACUGGGAAAUGUGUUUUGAUUAGAGGAAUAGGCAUGCAGUCAUUUUCUGUACCGUUGCACAAAAUUCACUUGUGUUCAGGAUUUGUGAAUGGGGAGGUGACUAUUGCUGUGAGACCGUCUCUGCCUAUGCAGGAUAUCCAUGUAAUUCUGGGGAACAAUUUGGGUGGGUGUUUAGUUUCUCCACCUCCAGUUGUUACACCUGUACCGCUAUCUGUAGAGGAGCCAGACGCGUGUUGUCAAGAAUUCCCAGAAGUGUUUACUGCUUGUGCUGUGACUAGGGCAAUGUCUCGCACGCAGGCGCAAUCGUCGGAUGUGUCCAAAUCUGUGCCUAUUUUUGUUCCUGAGCUGCCCGAACCUCUGUCAUGUCAAGAUUUAAUUGAGGCACAAAAGAAUGAUCAGAGCUUUGAGAAAUAUUUUGCCUUAGCUUCUACUGAUCCAACGAUGGGUUACUUCAUUCAGAAUGGCGUUUUGCUGCAUACGUGGUUGCCAGGUGUUGAUCCUGAAGUGGCAGGUCAGGUGAUUCAAGUGAUGGUACCUGACAAAUACCGUGAUUUGAUUUUGAGAACAGCCCAUGGAGCAGAGUCUGGGCAUUUUGGAGUUAAGAAAACCUACCGACGUCUUUUGGAACAUUUUUACUGGCCACGGAUGAAACGCCAUGUAUCUAGAUUUGUCAAAGCAUGUCAUGUUUGCCAGGUUGCGAAACAGAGUACUCCCAUUAAACCUGCACCACUUCAACCUAUUCCGUCUGUUGGCACACCAUUUGAGCAUCUCAUUAUUGAUUGUGUAGGUCCACUACCCCCUUCGAAAUCUGGUUGUGUGUACCUCUUUACCAUCAUGUGCCAGGCCACUCGGUAUCCAGCAGCGUAUGCCUUGAGAACAAUUACCACAAGGUCAAUAUUGAAAUGUUUGUCUAAAUUCAUUUCUGUCUUUGGCAUUCCAAAGGUAAUUCAGAGCGACAGAGGGUCUAACUUUACCUCCAGAACAUUUGCUGCAGCGUUGAAGUCGAUGCAGGUGAAGCACAAUUUGAGCAGCGCGUAUCACGCACAGAGUCAGGGGGCAUUGGAGCGCUGGCAUGCCACGUUGAAGUCUCUCUUGCGCGCUUACUGUGUUGAGAUGCGGAGAGAUUGGGAGGAGGCGUUGCCAUGGCUCUUGUUGUCUGCGCGUGGUGUAGUUCAAGAAAGCACUGGUUUUAGUCCAAAUGACCUAGUCUUUGGCCACAAAGGCCGGACCUCACUGUCUGUUUUAAAUGCCAAUCUGGAUCUGCAGAACACUCCCGUCAGUUUCACUGAGUAUGUAGAUGGUUUUCGUCGUAGGCUGUUGCUUGCAUGGAAAGAGGCAACCGAGCAUUUGACUAAAGCUCAGGUGAAAAUGAAGCUGCGUUAUGACCGUAAAGCUAAGAUCAGAGUUUUCAAUCCAGGUGAUCAAGUUUUAGCUUUGCUGCCCAUUCCGGGGUCACCAUUUACAGCAAAAUACUCUGGUCCAUUUACGGUUAUGAGCCAAGUGUUAGAUCUCAAUUAUUUACUGUCAACUCCUGAUCGUAAACGAUCACAGCAACUGUGUCAUGUGAAUUUACUCAAGCCUUACCACUCUGCAGGUUCCGACAAGGCGGGUGGGAUUGCUGCGAGUCCAGUGGGUCUAGCCGUUGGGGUUGGGGAACCGCUCAACUGGCCGGAGGUGGCAGCUUGGGAUGAAGUGCGCGCACCUGAUGAUUCAGUGUUACACGGGCGCUUAGAUAAUACUCAGCAGUUAAAGGAGCUAGAUAGUCUCCUCGGUCAUUUAAGUGAGGUACAGCGUAAACAGUUGUCGGAUUUGAUUUUUGAGUUUUUGCCUUUGUUUUCCGACACUCCAACCUGUACCACACUAAUUGAACAUGACAUUGACACACAGGGUGCCCGCCCAAUACGACAAAGAUUUUAUCGAGUGGCUCCCGAUAAACAGAAGAGUAUGGAGGACAGUGUGCAGUAUCUGCUUGAUCAUGGUCUCGCCAAGCCAUCUUACUCCAGUUGGGCAUCGCCAUGUCUACUGGUGAAAAAGUCAGAUAACACCUAUAGAUUCUGUACAGAUUAUAGGAAAGUAAAUGCUGUGACUAGACCAGAUUCUUUUCCAUUGCCACGUAUCGAGGACUGUGUGGAUCAGGUUGGGAGUGCUCGUUAUGUCAGCAAAUUUGAUUUAUUGAAAGGUUACUAUCAAGUGCCUUUGACGCAGAGAGCGCAGGAGAUAUCUGCAUUCAUUACCUCUUCCGGUUUGUACUCGUAUACUCGAAUGAGCUUCGGUUUGCGGAAUGCUCCUGCAGCCUUCCAACGGCUCAUGAAUAGGGUCGUUGGGGGGCUGCAGGGGUGCGCGGUUUAUUUGGACGACGCCGUUUGUCAUUCAGACAGUUGGGACGAACAUUUGGCUUGGCAUUCGAGCGCUUUUCCAGAGGUUGGUGGCACUAAACCUCACAGUAAAUUUAGCGAAAUGCGAGUUUGCGCGUGCCACAGUCGUCUAUUUGGGUAAAGUAGUCGGCCAGGGGAUGGUGCGGCCCGUUAACGCAAAGGUGGCAGCUAUUGAUAAUUUCCCUGUGCCGGCGACGAAGAAAGAACUUAUGCGCUUUUUGGGUAUGAUCGGGUACUACCGCAAUUUUUGCUGCAAUUUUUCAACUGUUGUAUCUCCUCUGACCAAUUUGUUGAAGGGUGGCGCCAAAUUCAUUUGGUCGGAGGAGUGUCAGCAGGCUUUCCAGAAUGCAAAGCUUUUGUUAACAUCAGCUCCGGUCCUGGCUGCACCCAAACUGGAUCUGCCAUUCCAGCUGCAGGUGGAUGCAAGCCAGGUGGGAGCAGGUGCGGUCCUCCUGCAGGCUGAUGAUGAUGGAGUAGCCAGACCGGUUUGCUAUUUUUCAAAAAAAUUCAACAAAUACCAAUUUAAUUAUUCAGUGAUUGAAAAGGAAGCAUUAGCAUUGAUUUGGGCAUUGCAACACUUUGAAGUCUAUGUGGGAGGGGGUCUCCAUCCAAUUGUGGUCUACUCAGAUCACAACCCUCUCACUUUUCUACAGUCUUUCAAAGGGUCCACCAACCAGCGCCUGUUGCGCUGGGCACUGUUUCUGCAGCCAUUCCACCUGUUGAUCCGCCAUAUUCGCGGGGUGGAAAAUGUAAUGGCUGAUGCGCUCUCUCGGGCUCUGGACCAGGAGGUCUAAUCAUCUCCACUCACUCCUAACCUGCGGUUUUUCUCUGUUUCCCUUAAAGGUCGCUGUCCGGGUACCAGGAUUUGCUGGGUGCAGGGAAGGUCGGAGGGGAAGGAGGGUGUUUGGGAUGGUUUGGGUUCUGGUUGGUCUGGGGUGGAGGGGAGGUGCGUCAGUGGGACUAGAAUAUAGCUACUGGGGCUACUGUAGGUUUUGGUUUUCUAUUUUUUGAUGGUGCUUCAGAGACCCAGUUAACACGGGUCUCUGUUUUUAAGGGGGGGGGUGUCAUGCCCGGCUCUGCCGGUUAGUGUUUGGGGCACUUUGGUCCUCCGACCCGCAGGUGGAGCUGUCAUGCCCGGCUCUGCCGGUUAGUGUUUGGGGCACUUUGGUCCUCCGACCCGCAGGUGGAGCUGGUCUGUGAAGACGUGCAACAUCUCAGAGGGCUGCUGAUUGGGCGGCCUAUAAAAGGCCUCCCAUCAGCAUGCUCUCUCUCUCAUGCUCUCUCUCCCUCUCUAUCUCUCGUCCCACAGGCACAUUCGUUUGGUGACCGUAUGGUCACGGCAACGACGGCCGGGAUUAGCACCACACUUGCACCCUUUUGGGACAACACUCAUUUACUGAUACAUUCCUUGGUUAAUUCACAUUACUGAUCACUGAUACAUGUUGUAAAUAAAAGAUCUGUUGGCUAAAAUGUACAAA
Messenger RNA from Nerophis ophidion (straightnose pipefish), 6989 nucleotides. It is a transcript of the gene gabarapl2, whose product is annotated as GABA(A) receptor-associated protein like 2. Gene Ontology annotation, cellular component: autophagosome membrane; cytosol; autophagosome. Gene Ontology annotation, biological process: macroautophagy; autophagosome assembly; cellular response to nitrogen starvation. Bases 1559 to 5632 code for a protein of 1357 amino acids. The transcript is spliced from 4 exons. Lineage: Eukaryota; Metazoa; Chordata; Actinopteri; Syngnathiformes; Syngnathidae. Gene Ontology annotation, molecular function: zinc ion binding; ubiquitin protein ligase binding; aspartic-type endopeptidase activity. The record is from RefSeq and is a predicted model, not a curated record.